AUGAGUCCUACAUAUUCCAGGGGACUAAAAAAGUUGCAGUGUUUUAACUGUGAUGAAUCUGCAAAUGAGAAGUUCAGGACAACUUCUAGGAUAUUUAUGGCACACCCGUCAAACCACAGAGUGAGAAAUGGCGGAUUUUUGAGAUUCUUAUCGAUUCUUGUUGGCUUGAUAUUGGUUGUUUACGUCUGGAGACCGUCUCCAUCUUCUUCUGGACGGUCUCAUAAGCCUAAGAAGAAGUUUAAGGCUUUGGUUUCGUGUCCUGAAUGUUCUUGUGACUGCCCACAAUCGGAUUCAUUCACCCUGCCUUCAGGUAUAUUUAACGUGUCAUCAUCAGGUUGUACUAGUGAAGAUCCAGAGAUGAAUGAGGAAUUGAAGAAGGAUACCAUAACUUUACUUUCAGAGGAGAUUAGCUUACAGCAAAAUGUAACACGGGAUAUCUUGGACCAUGCUUUGGAAUUAACAAUGGAUGCAAAGCAAAUGGCAUCUUUUCACCGAAGAGAAGCACAGAAGUGCUAUGUACGUGUGGAUACAUGCGAGACUGCACGGGAAAGGGCUGAAGCAGCAUUACUGAAGGAGAGCAAAUUGACUCUGCUGUGGGAGGAACGAGCUCGGAACUUUGGGUGGAGAGAUUAG
Molecule: messenger RNA, 633 nt
Organism: Coffea eugenioides
Lineage: Eukaryota; Viridiplantae; Streptophyta; Magnoliopsida; Gentianales; Rubiaceae
Exons: 4
Coding region: 1-633 (210 amino acids)
Source: RefSeq, a predicted model, not a curated record